GCAAAUGAUGAGAAGCAUCGAAAGUGUCCCCACCACCCCCGGAUGUAAUGCGCUUACCUUAUAUACUCGGUGGCAACUACACACUGGACAUAUCGCGAACACAUGUACAUGAGGAUGUGUGAUAAAAUGAUGUUGCGGUCAUUGAUGUUAAUCGCGGUUGUCGGAAGUACAGUGGCACGCCCGGAACCUCCCAGGUCUUACGGUCCUCCGGCUACCUCGUACGGAGUCCCAGCGCCGCAGUACGGACCUCCACAGCAACCGAUUGUUCAUAAACACGUCUAUGUACACGUGCCGCCGCCAGACAAUGAACCACCAGCUCCAGCCAAGCAGAUCUAUGUGCCACCUCCGCAGAAACAUUACAAGAUAGUCUUCAUCAAGGCACCUACGCCACCAACACCCACAGCUCCGGUUAUCCCAGUUCAGCCGCAGAAUGAAGAAAAGACUCUUGUAUACGUGCUGGUGAAGAAGCCUGAUGAACAACCUGAUAUUGUGAUUCCAACUCCAGCGCCCACGCAACCCUCUAAGCCGGAAGUAUAUUUCAUCAGAUAUAAAACACAGAAACAGGAAGGUUACCCCGACGCAGUUCCACCCGCGCCUCAAUAUGGAGCCCCAGCAUCAGCCCCUUCAUCAUCAUACGGUGCCCCUUAAUUACCUAAACACGAAUAGUAUAAUCGAGUUAUAACCAAAAAUUACUUAAAGAUGCGUGCUUGGUCUAAUAAAGGCCUUAUCGUCCACAUGAAGGUACACCGUAGAUCUAAAAAACAACCCAACAAACUGCCUUAAUUCAAAAAGACGUAAACCGUUGCAGACAGUCGGACAGAAAACAGAAACUAUACAAAAAUAAACUAAAUUCAUAUGCGUAAUUUUACGGUGUAUCACGAUUCCCAACCUUUUUCUUUUUUAAUAACAUUUGGCAAAGAGGAUGUAAAUACUACGUAAUGAGAGGCGGGAUUGCCUAAAUUAAAAUUGAAAUUUAGUUUAGUAUGAAACGAGCAGUGAUUUGACAUAAGUUUGAAUUAGUACUUAUUGCAGUAUGGCGAUCGGCGACGAAGUAUAAUCCGGCUAAGUUUGAAAACGAACUUAAAACCUAGUGGAUUUCGGCUAUCUCCGUUUUUUUCAAGAUUAUAGCCGUCAUCUGUCAAUCUAUCAAUGACUGCAUUUCAUACAAUCGAGUGAAUCGCUUUUUUCUUAGAGAUGUAGUUUCGAGUUUUCAAGACUUUAACAACACUGCGGAUUUUAACUGCGAAUUUAUAACAAUGAAAUGUUGUCAAACAUUUAUGUCAACAUUGCGUAGACAUCUACAGGCACUGGCUUACUGUAAACAAACUGUGAAGAUUUAGAACACCUCAAUUAUUCAAAUGAUUUCAUUUUUCUUUAGUGUUAAUUCCGCCAAUAUAUAUCUUUAAACAAUUCGACACGUGUUUCGCCUCUACACUAGGCUCAAAGACCUAGUCUCGUGCCAGAUUUUGGCGACCCAACAUGUCGUGAGGAUGCGAAACGCGUGUCGAAUUGUUUAAAGACAAAUAUUGGCGGAAUUAACACUAAAGAAAAAUCAACUCAUUUGAAUAAUUAUGGAUUUCCACAACGUAACGCCUACUUCAAUAAAUUUUCACCUCAAUUAUGUUUAAAUAGAUGGAUUUAUUGAGCGUAAUAGUGACCAGCAUUGCAUCUUUAUUUUAUUGUUAUUUACAUCAAAUUGAUGUGGAUUUGUAAAUAAUUUUUAUACGUAUCAUUAAAAGUUAUAAUAAAUA
Molecule: messenger RNA, 1751 nt
Organism: Leptidea sinapis
Lineage: Eukaryota; Metazoa; Arthropoda; Insecta; Lepidoptera; Pieridae
Gene: TwdlE
Exons: 3
Coding region: 103-648 (181 amino acids)
Source: RefSeq, a predicted model, not a curated record